Messenger RNA from Cyphomyrmex costatus, 1321 nucleotides. RefSeq names its product trichohyalin-like. The annotation marks the transcript as partial. The record is from RefSeq and is a predicted model, not a curated record. The transcript has a single exon. NCBI's taxonomy places the organism in Eukaryota, Metazoa, Arthropoda, Insecta, Hymenoptera, Formicidae.
AACAAAUGAGAAGAAUAUUCACGGCAGAGAGAAGUACCAGAAAUCUCAAAAGUCAACGGUAACAAGAAACCAGCGACGAGUUGAUCAUGAUGAUCACAAUUACGCAUUGAAGCGUACAAACAGUUAUGGAUUGCACGAAUUGCGCAAAGCGCAAGUUAAAAAUUUAAACAAAAGAAGACGGGUGAUAAAAGAUCCCCAAACUCAUGUGAGAAGCAAACGUCAAUAUAAAUAUGACGAGAAUACAUUUCCAAAAGAGGAAAUUGCCAUGAAACACAGUACUCGUAGAAAACGUAGUUUAUCAAUGCAAAGACACGAUAGAGAGUAUUGUAACGCAGAAUUAUGCGUAAUGAAUCAAGAAUACGAAGAUUCGAGAAAAUUGAUAAGAUACGAUAAAAGUAACCGUUCGCAAGUCGCGAAGCGUGAUACGCGUCAAAUAGAAAACGCCCAUAAUCAAUGUCAAGAUUAUAGAAAACGAGAUUAUAGAAGAUUUAAAAGAUUAAACAUUCCUCGUGGUACAACCUACACGAUUGAAAGAGGAACUUGUAUAAUGGAUAACGUAGCGCAAAUUAUUCAACAGGAAAGUGUGAGAAAAGGUAAAGGCCAAAGAAGAAUAAUUUCCGGAAGAUACCGUCAAUACGAAAAAGACGAAGAUGGUAAUAUCCGAUGUAUAGAUCAAGCAGAUUCCAACAAUGGAAAUAACUGUUUGGAAUAUUACGAAUCUAACGAACAAGCGCCGAGGCGUGAUAGACGUCGUAAUCAAAGAAGAAUCAAGUACGAAUCGCAACAAAGCGAAGAUGAAUUCGCCGAUUCGGAACGAGAAGAGGAGUACCAGACUAAUUCCGAAGAAAAUGAACAAGUUUCAGGAGAGGAGACUGAUUAUUACGAAGAGGCCAAUAAUUACCGAAAUCCUAGAAGGAAAAGAAAUAAAAAUAAGAAAAGAAAUACUCACCAAUUGAAUAAGACGUACAUCGUGGAAGAACCCGAAGAGGAGGGACCCGAUGAAGAUGAUGAUCGACCUGAAACAGAAAAGGAAGAAGAAUUAAUAGAUGGGGAGGAGUCGUGUUACGAUUAUGACAAUGAAUCGCAGGAACAAACUGCAAAACAAAGUCAAGAGGAAGAAUACGAAGAGGAAAGGUACCGACUCAGAUUCCGAAGGAAAGAUAAUCGCGUAGAAAUACUGCGAACGCAGAAGAUCAUCGAAGAAAUAGAACAAGAAAUGAAGACAGAACAAAGGAAGAAAAUUAAAUCGCUACAGAUUCCAAUGAUCGAAGUAAAUUUCGAGAAAAUAAACGAAAUCGCUUUAAUUGAUACGGGAGCGCAA